UUUUUGGCUCUCAAGCCGAUAUCUUACAAGCUAAUAAGCUCACCGUUGCUGUUCGCUUUAUUAAACAUGUUCCGCUUUUGCUUCUUGUUACUAAUAUGUUGCAGCUUCAUUGCUGCAUCAGAGGAGAUUCUCGACAGGCAAACGACGUACACUUGCGUUGGAACAUCACCCGUUAUUUUAACUAACCCUGAUGGAACCAAAACAUGUUCUACUUUCUUCGGAACCGCUUCCACGGGCUAUCCCAUUUAUAAGAACAUUCAUAUGACUACCGGCGUCGUUUCUUAUGUAGUCCAAACCGGAGUCAAUUCUAGUGGUCAGCCUAUAUAUAGUCCUAGCAACCAAUACGGACAACUGUUGAGCACGACCAGCACCACUCUAGCUCCCACGACCUGUGCAGGAACGAUCGUUCCCAAUAUCGACGGAACCAGGUCGUGUUCAGUUAAAAUCGGUGUAACAGCCAGCGGUUUACCCAUAUAUAAGGUUACCCACAUGACUACUGGCGCUGUUUCGUACAUGGUACAGACUGGUACAAGCUCAACCGGCCAACCCAUUUACAGCCCGAGUAAUCAGUCAGGACAGCUGUUGACACCUACGGCUUCCUGCUCCGGCACUUUGGUCACCAACAAUGAUGGGUCGAGAUCUUGCGUCGUUAGAACUGGAACAUGUUCAACUGGCUAUCCGAUUUAUCAGGUGACGAACGUUAACACGCAGGUGGUAACUUACGUCUCGCAAACUGGCGUGUCCUCCACUGGCCAAGCGGUUAUGACCGUUACGAACCAAUAUUGUCAGCCAUUGGCUGGUUAAAGUUGUCCAUGAAAAGCUGUUUCACGCCAAUCUGUCGAUUAAUACGGUGUGGCAAUGUUUGAAAUUUGAAAUCACAUAAAAAAUGAAAAAUACAAAAAUUUAAUGCAGAUUAA
Daphnia carinata is the source of this 917-nucleotide messenger RNA. RefSeq lists its product as uncharacterized. NCBI's taxonomy places the organism in Eukaryota, Metazoa, Arthropoda, Branchiopoda, Diplostraca, Daphniidae. Bases 67 to 804 code for a protein of 245 amino acids. The record is from RefSeq and is a predicted model, not a curated record. The transcript is spliced from 5 exons.